AUGGCUGCCCAGACCACCAUCAGAGUCCCCCACCUCGGUGGUAUCACCGCCGGCUACCGCCUCUCGGGUGACAAGGUUGACACCUCUAAGCCGACGCUGGUCCUGAUCAACUCCAUGUGCACCACCUCGUCGCUGUACAACGAGCAGUUUGACAGCAAGACCCUGACUGACGCCGUCAACCUCCUCGCCGUCGAGCCUCUCGGCCACGGUGCCACCAGCUCCCCCGUCGAGCACUUCACCUACUGGGACUCGGCCAUCAUGGCCCUUCAGGUCAUGGAGGCUCUCGGCGUCAGCAAGGCCUUUGCCCUCGGCACCAGCCAGGGUGGCUGGAUCGUCGUCCGCAUGGCCCUGCUCGCUCCCGAUAAGAUCCAAGGUCUCCUCCCCCUCGGUACCUCGAUGGAUUACGAGUCGGCCGCGUCGCGCGAGAAGGGCUGCUGGGACCCCAACGCCCAGCUCAAGUCGUUCUACGACAAGUGGUCCACGCCUGUCGACGACUUCGUCGUUGACGAGGUCUGGCGCGGAAUGGUCGCCCAGCUGGGCUUCGCCGGCACCAUCACGCCCGAGAAGCUGUCCUUCUGGGACAAGACGCUCCAGGAGGUCUACAAGGGCGACGAGGGCCGCAAGAAGGUCCGCAUGGCCCUCGCCAACCUCAUGACCAGGGACGGUCUCCUCAUCCGCCUCGGCGACGUCAAGUGCCCCGUCUACUGGCUCCAGGGCCCCGAGGACCCAGUCUACGGGAAGCUCGUCCCCCAGGAGCAUAUCAAGCUCUUCACCUCGGCCCCCGAGGCUACCCUGACCUUUGUCGACGGUGCCGGCCACUACCUCAACGCCACCAGCCCCAAGGAGACGGAGGCUGCCAUCCUCAAGAUGGUCAAGAAGUACGCUUAG
This is a messenger RNA of Geosmithia morbida, 888 nucleotides long. RefSeq names its product to alpha beta hydrolase. Gene Ontology annotation, molecular function: catalytic activity. The coding region runs from base 1 to 888 and encodes 295 amino acids. The transcript has 2 exons. The record is from RefSeq and is a predicted model, not a curated record. NCBI's taxonomy places the organism in Eukaryota, Fungi, Ascomycota, Sordariomycetes, Hypocreales, Bionectriaceae.